AUGGGUGAACCAGUUUCAGUUUCAGUUUCAUCCACUGCCAAAACUAAUAAGCCUCUUCAUGUUGUGAUGUUCCCAUGGCUAGCCAUGGGUCACGUAUACCCCUGCUUCGAGGUUUCCAAGAUCCUUGCACAAAAGGGUCACUAUGCCACCCUCGUAUCCACCCCUAAGAUAAUAGAUCGCUUGCCAAAACUCCCUCAAACCUUAUCACCGUUUGUUAAACUCACCAAAUUGCCCUUAUCUCCCCACAUCGACCAAAACCAUCUUCCGCAAGAUGCUGACUCCACAAUGGACAUUCCCUCCAACAAACUGUAUUACCUCAAAUCAGCCUAUGAUGCUCUUCAACAACCUAUGGCUCAAGUACUCAAAACUUCAAAUCCUGAUUGGGUUUUCUAUGAUUUUGCAGCCAGCUGGAUACCACAACUAGCCAAAACCCUCCACAUUCACUGUGCCUAUUUCAGUCCCUGCCCUGCGUGGAGCAUAUGCUUCUUUGACACACCAAAACAACAAAUUGGUGAUGCUGCUGCCAACAGAACCAACUCUGAAGACUACUAUGGCCCUCCCAAGUGGGUUCCGUUCCCUACAAAUAUUGGCCUACGACCCUAUGAGGUGAGGAAGCUGUUAGAAGAUGUCAAAGUUAAUGAGACUGGUGCCUCACCUGUUUUUAAUCUGAAUGAAGCAAAUUCUGGUUGUGACAUGUUUGUCAUCAGAAGCUCCAGAGAUCUUGAGCAAGAGUGGUUGGAUUAUCUUGCUGAGUUUUACCACAAGCCUGUGGUUCCUGUAGGAUUGCUUCCACCAAUGCAAGUAAUAGAUUCUGAAGAGGAAGACAAUAACCCUGAUUGGCUUCAAAUCAAGGCGUGGUUAGAGACACAGAAAGGGUCAUCAGUGGUGUACGUUGCAUUUGGGAGUGAGGUGAAACUGAGCCAAGAAAACCUCAAUGAAUUGGCUCUUGGCAUUGAACUUUCUGGUUUGCCUUUCUUCUGGGUUCUCAGGAAGGGGUCAGUUGAGUUGUUGCCAGAUGGGUUUGAGGAUCGGACCAAAGAUAGUGGGGUUGUGUGGAAAACAUGGGCACCCCAGCCCAAGAUCUUGGCUCAUGCCUCGGUUGGAGGUUGCUUGACUCACUGUGGUUCUGGUUCAAUGAUAGAAAAUCUCUACUUCGGGCACGUUCUUGUGAUGUUGCCCUUCUUACUAGACCAAGCAUUAUAUUCAAGAGUGAUGGAAGAGAAGAAAGUGGGAAUUGAGAUUCCGAGGAACCAGCAAGAUGGAUCGUUCACAAGGAGCUCCGUGGCGAAAGCAUUGAGAUUGGCAAUGGUGGACGAGGAGGGAAGUGCUUAUAGAAACAAUGCUAAAGAGAUGGGGAAGAGAUUUAGCAACAAAGAUCUCCACAAGCAAUACAUUGAAGAUUUCAUUGUUUCCCUUCACAAACACAAGUCUACAUAA
Sphenostylis stenocarpa is the source of this 1437-nucleotide messenger RNA. Lineage: Eukaryota; Viridiplantae; Streptophyta; Magnoliopsida; Fabales; Fabaceae. The record is from the annotation of a GenBank genome assembly.